AUGUUGAUGCUUUUACUGCUUGGAUUUUACAGUGCAAGCGCAGGAGUCUGUACGCAAUAUUACUGCGCAUCGUGCUAUAAAAUAAAGAUUAAACUGAAGGAAGAAGUUCCCCAUUGCACAAAACUAUUGAAGAAAAUGGGCUGCUGUCAAAAAUAUAUAAGACAUGAUACAGGACUUUUCGGACAGAAGGGUUGUCUCAAGACAGACAGCAGUUCAGAGAAUAAAAUUUUGGAGAAUCUUUGCACAGAUUCGAAUAAAAAAAUAUGCAAGGAAGACGAAUUCGUCGAAGAGAAACAAGAAAACUUCAUCGCUAACUUGACGGACAACUUAGAAAAAGGUUUCCAGCAGUAUGAAAAUUUCACUGCAGAUGGCGUUUGCAUCACUGUUUCUGAUUCUGCGUCCCCGCUCUUCAGGACAACCUUGAUUAUUUGCAUCUUCACAGCACUCGGUCUUUUAGGUGUCUUCGGUUUGUUACUCCAUCAUCGAAAGAAAGCACUAGAAGAAUCGGAAAAAGGGCGAUGCUCUCAUAUAAUGGCCACGAGUGGAACCAUCGGAGCUGCUGGACUCAUGUCCGUGUAUGGAAACAAUAUUCCUGAGCGUCAAAGUGAUGAGGCGAAAAAGUUGACUGACAUAUAA
Molecule: messenger RNA, 636 nt
Organism: Oikopleura dioica
Lineage: Eukaryota; Metazoa; Chordata; Appendicularia; Copelata; Oikopleuridae
Source: the annotation of a GenBank genome assembly